CGCGAAUUGAGCAAUAUUUGGCCCAAAAACUUUAGAAAAGUGAUUCAUGAAAUUUGUUUGUAUUGUACAUCGCUGUUUCUUGGAGCAGUCGCACAAAAAAGUACAUUAAACGUAAUUCUUCGGCUAAAUCGUAGUAGGAAAAGCAACACACUUAUUAGCAUCUUACGGUUAGAAUUUAUACUCCAGCGACCUUUACCUGUGGGGAUCCGCGUUAACAAAGUGCUAAUUCUCAAGUGGUGUUCAACAAUUUUUACGAUUUUCUCGAAUAACUUACACUUUGUACUUAAAUAUAUACUCAUCCCACUAUCAGCCAUGUUUGCGCUCUGGUAUUUUUCGCUCGCUAUGGAGGAAAUUAGAAAACGCUUUAAUUUUGUAAACAGAAUAUUUUUGUUUUUCUACGGAGAUGAUUCCGUCAAUCAAACACCUGCAAUCGAACCACAACAGCCGGAACAGCAACCCGAAAAAGAACCCGUCGAUUCAUCAGUAGCGACACCUGUUUCUCCAGUUGCCAACAUUUCGCCACCAAAAGUUUCCCUAGAGCCUAUAAAACCCACUGAAUCGCCGGUGAAACCUGCUCCAGUCGUUCCCACAGUUAGUCCUUCCGUGAUCGAACCGGCAAAACCGAAGGAGGAAAUUGUAUUACCAGCUGUUAAGCCUGAUAGUGUUAAGCCUAACAUACAGCCGAAACGCGAUGUACUUCCUGGAAUGGCAGCCGUGGAUCCCAUCUCUACCAAAGUUCAAGAUUUAUCAGUGAACGGUCAUGGAAAGAAUAAAUUGUCAGAACCUGUAGCGUUGGAUUCGCGUGUUCAGCCACCGAAACCAAUCGGGCAACCAUUACCGCAGCCUCAAAGCUUUUCCAAGAUUGUAGAAUUGCCCACUAACAACGAAGACAGUUUUAUCAUUGUUGAAAAACAAAAACCUAAAGCUACGAACGUCAAGAAUUCGACCCUUGACUUCCUUAAAGCGGAAGGUAGCGCUGGUGCUGCUCGACCCACACCAAGAAACAAAUCGGACACCAUGGUUGACGCAGCAGUUCUUGAAAAGUUGGAAGCUGGAUUCGCCAAGCUGGCGGCUUCGGACUCCAAGUCUCUGCUGAAGAAGCAUCUGACCAAGGAAAUCUUCGAUUCCCUGAAGAAUAAGAAGACCUCCUUCGGAUCCACCCUUCUGGACUGCAUUCAAUCUGGAGUUGAAAACCUUGAUUCUGGCUUCGGUAUCUACGCCCCGGACGCCGAUGCCUACACCGUUUUCGCCGAUAUUUUCGACCCAAUGAUCGAGGAGUACCACAUGGGCUUCAAGAAAACCGACAAGCACCCGGCGAGCGAUUUCGGCGAUGUCAGCACCUUUGGCAACGUUGACCCGACCGGUGAGUUCGUCGUGUCGACCCGUGUCCGUUGCGGUCGCUCGAUGCAGGGCUAUCCGUUCAACCCAUGCCUGACCGAGGCCCAGUACAAGGAGAUGGAGGAUAAGGUUUCGGCCACUCUGUCCGGGCUGGAGGGUGAACUGAAGGGCAAAUUCUACCCGCUGACCGGUAUGGAGAAGUCUGUCCAGCAGCAGCUGAUCGACGACCACUUCCUGUUCAAGGAGGGUGAUCGAUUCCUGCAGGCUGCCAACGCUUGCCGCUUCUGGCCAACUGGACGUGGUAUCUACCACAACGACAACAAGACCUUCCUGGUCUGGUGCAAUGAGGAGGAUCAUCUUCGCAUCAUCUCCAUGCAGAUGGGUGGUGAUCUGGGCCAGGUCUAUCGCCGCCUGGUUACCGCUGUCAACGAUAUUGAGAAGCGUGUUCCAUUCUCCCACCACGACCGUCUUGGUUUCCUGACCUUCUGCCCAACCAACCUGGGAACCACCAUCCGCGCUUCGGUCCACAUUAAGGUCCCGAAGUUGGCCAAGGAUUACGCCAAGCUGGAAUCGAUUGCCGCCAAGUACAACCUGCAGGUCCGUGGUACCCGCGGUGAGCACACCGAGGCUGAGGGCGGUAUCUAUGAUAUCUCCAACAAGCGCCGCAUGGGUCUGACUGAAUACCAGGCCGUCAAGGAGAUGUACGAUGGCAUUUCUGAACUCAUCAAGAUUGAGAAGUCGUUGUAAACAAACAAAACCCAACUGAUUCAAUAUUAACACAAGCAAGAAAAAUCCAAUUGAAAACUCAUUAAAUGAAGGAAAAAAAAUUAAAUAAAAAUUGAAAAAAACUAAAAA
Messenger RNA from Toxorhynchites rutilus septentrionalis, 2193 nucleotides. RefSeq names its product arginine kinase 1. Gene Ontology annotation, biological process: phosphocreatine biosynthetic process. Gene Ontology annotation, molecular function: creatine kinase activity. The record is from RefSeq and is a predicted model, not a curated record. The transcript is spliced from 5 exons. The coding region runs from base 313 to 2085 and encodes 590 amino acids. NCBI's taxonomy places the organism in Eukaryota, Metazoa, Arthropoda, Insecta, Diptera, Culicidae.